AUGUUAAUAAUUAUAUAUGUACACUUUUAUGGAUAUUCACUUACAAUCGCUGAUAAUUUGAUCAACCAACUAAUAAUUAAUAACAAUGAAGAAUAUGGAAAGUUGAUAUGGGGAAAUGAAUCAUACAGACAAUCUGAUCAUUAUUAUUAUACACAAUUGACUAGAGUUGAUCAAUUAUCCCCUAUACUAUUUCAUAAAUUGAAUACAAGUUUAAUUUCGGAAAUAUCAUAUCAAAAUGUCAAUACUUCGUUUCCAAUAAAAUAUUAUGGUAUACCAUAUCAUUCAGUAAAUGUACUAUCAAAAGGUAUUGUAGGUAUUGGCAAAUCAUUUCGUCAUUCUGGUGCGAUGAAAAAAAUUGAAGUUUUCAAUGGAAUGGAUAAAGAAGGAGGAGUAGAGAUAAUUAAUACUGAUAAAUAUUUGGCUAUAAGAUGGAUUAAUUUAAGUAUGUCUGCUUUGCACGACGAUGAACCGGAGGAGUAUGCCAUAGUGGUUUGUAUUAUCUACUCAAACGGAAAUAUAUCCGUAUAUUUUGAGAACAUACCAACAGAAUUCGGUAAGAAUGCCGCCAUAUUAACCAUUUCAGAUGGUUAUGACUAUGCUACAUCUAAUGCAAGUGGACUAUAUAUCAUUAAAACGUCGUACAGCAAGAUUAAAACCCCUGAAAAUAUGAUAAGAUCUGGAACGUUGGUUGAAUUCACUCCAAAUACAAUUUGUUCAGAACAAAAACUUUGUGAGACAUGUAUGAAUGCUUCAUCUUUAAAUGCAAAAUGUUACUGGUGUCCAAUUAUCAAUAGAUGUAGUCAUGGAUAUGAUAUUCACAGACCAUUAUGGAUGUUAAAAAGCUGUUAUAUUAAAAAUACUACAAAUUGUCAAGAGUCGACCACUUCAGUGUACACACAAGAUUAUGAGUUGAACAACAGCAUAUGGACCACUAAUCAGUAUUCGGACACUUUUCUGAAUUACAAUCUUACAGAUCGUACAACAACAACAACAACUGUAGAACAACCGUAUAACAACAACAUCAAUCGUACAACAACUGACUUAUUAACUACAGAUUAUUCAUUGAACUCAAAAGCUAUGAAAAGUCGAUUUGCAACUAAUCAACUUUCAUCAUUUAUCUCAAAUAAUAGUCGUAAUCUAGAUAGCAAUAGUAUCAGUCUUCCUUUAUACUCAUUCAUUUUAAUGCCAACUGUAUUAGCAGUCAUUUUUCUAACACUAACAUGUGCCCUAUGGUUAUGUUUGUAUACAAGAUCAAAAAAAUAUUCAGUUCAUUGUUUGAUUAAUAUAAUAUUAGCUGGAAGUCAACGUUGUAGCAAUUCAGUCACCUUACAAUUCAUUUAG
Schistosoma turkestanicum is the source of this 1341-nucleotide messenger RNA. The record is from the annotation of a GenBank genome assembly. NCBI's taxonomy places the organism in Eukaryota, Metazoa, Platyhelminthes, Trematoda, Strigeidida, Schistosomatidae.